Messenger RNA from Aaosphaeria arxii CBS 175.79, 761 nucleotides. RefSeq lists its product as uncharacterized. The record is from RefSeq and is a predicted model, not a curated record. The coding region runs from base 156 to 638 and encodes 160 amino acids. NCBI's taxonomy places the organism in Eukaryota, Fungi, Ascomycota, Dothideomycetes, Pleosporales. The transcript has a single exon.
GUGACGGUAUGCUGUACCGCGAGGACUCGGUAUGGUAAUGUAGAUGUUCCAUAUGAACUGUAGCAGCCGAACAAGAACUUGAUGGCCAUAACAUGUCAUUUCCAUAACAAAGCCGUAGAUAACCCAUUGUUUUUCCGCAGUUGCUUUGAGCUUUCAUGGUUACAAUCGUUGAAGGACAGCUCCCAAGGCGCCCGAGAACGGGUCCUAAGACAGGGAAAAAAACGAGGGACGGUCGAAAGCAGGGAGAGACGAAGAAGACAUGGGGGCCAUCACACCGAUGCAUCCCACAUUUAGACUAUCCGGCACAGGAUUCCGAGCGAAGUGCAGGUCAUGCAGCUGGGAUUGGAGUCAUUGGAGUCAACUGGCGGGGGUGCCUUGGGGGGGGCAGUCCAGGGUGGGACAGGAUAGGACAGGAUGGGUUGCAGAGGGACGGACAAACAGGACAUGGUGGACCAGGAGGAGGAAGAAUAGCGAGGGAUGAAUGGAUGGUUAGAAAGGACGGGAGUGAGGGAGGAUGCAGGAGAGGAGAGGAGGAAGAGGAGGAGAUGGCCCGUCUCCGAGAAGAAGAAAAUAUGAUUACUCGUCGUUCUCUUGAAUCUUGCGUGUCUUCUCGUGCCUACUCAGGUAAGCGGAUGUGAUUUAAAAGCGUAGGCGCAUCCCGCAGCUGCUGUCACCCGCCUUGAACGCAUGCCUACCUAGGCAAUCAGUAUACACACCUGCAUUUGACUUUGAUUAUUCUUUUGGUCGAAACAUUGUCAAGC